AGCGUCCGUGUCGGAUAACAAGACCCGUCAGCGUCACCAUUAUAGACCCCGCCCGUUGCCGUAGACAGGCUACGUAGGUAUACUUGAGAACAGCUCACCGAUUCCUCUAUACAAGUCAGAUCACGAAACAGUCUACGCCGCUACUAUUAUCAAAUACGGACCAUGAGCCCUACAACGGUGCCUUCGCAAGGGCAGGACGGCGUUCCACCGGUGGGCAACGGCAGCUAUGAACGUUUGGGAGAGACGUUGGCAAUUUUGGGAUGCGGUCAUAUGGGAACCGCGAUACUACUCGGGGUCCUCUCCGCCCUAGCCUUGCGCUCCAAGCCGGACAGCUCAGACCUGCUGCCCAGUCGCUUCAGGGCUUGCGUGAGGCAUCCCGAGGCGGCCGACCGCAUCCGCUCCCGGCUGCCGCUCCAUGCGCUCGACACAGCCGUGACCCUGCAUGUGAACGACAACCUCGCCGCCGUCGAGAGGGCUGACAUGGUCUUGCUAGCCUGCCAGCCGCACCUCUUCGAGGCCGUGCUCGGGGAGCCCGGCCUGGCUAACGCGCUCCAGGGGAAGCUGGUUAUGUCGGUGCUCGCGGGCGUGACAUCAGAGGAGAUCGAAAGCAGCCUAGAGCGCGCCGCCACGCGCCGCAGCGGAGGUGCCUUCUCCGUCGUGCGCAUCAUGCCCAACAUCGCGAGCGCGGUGCAGGCGUCGAGCACAGUACUUGAAGCGCGCGGCAGCAACGGACUGCAUGCGCAAUUUGCGGCGACGGUAGGCGCCAUCUUCUCGUGCGUCGGGGCAACGUUCACAACGCCGCCCGAGACAUUCCCGAUCUGCACGACGCUCAACGGGUCGACACCAGCCUUCUUCGCCAUGGUGGUCGACGGCCUUGUGGACGGGGCCGUGGCGCUGGGCCUAUCGCGCGCUGAGGCGACGCGCAUGGUCGCGGCCACGAUGCGCGGCACGGCCGAGCUCAUGCUGGCUGGCAAGGACACGCACGACCUGCGCUACGAAGUUGCAUGUCCCGGUGGCGCGACGAUGCAGGGCAUACGCGUACUCGAGGAGGCGCGCACGCGCGGCGUCUGGAUGGACGCUGUGCGCGUGACCACGUCAAAGCAGAGCGGCCUAAGGGACGGGCUGUAGGUGGGGAGGCGGCCGGCGUGACAAAUGCAGAUUCCACGUUGUUUUUUUGCGACGGGAAUCGGUAUACCUUAAGUUUACGAAGGGUCAUUGUUAGGAUAACGGUCAUGUGGCCUCGUCACGUGACCAGGGUUAUGCCCACACACACCGCCCACGCACCGCCCACGCGUUUGUACAAUAGACACCUCUCCCCAUUUGGGGGAACCCCUCCUCUCUUACAUACCUUAAUAAUAACAACAACCAAUCAGACCACAGUUUUCGUUUCUA
This is a messenger RNA of Daldinia decipiens, 1392 nucleotides long. Its product is annotated as pyrroline-5-carboxylate reductase. The transcript is spliced from 2 exons. NCBI's taxonomy places the organism in Eukaryota, Fungi, Ascomycota, Sordariomycetes, Xylariales, Hypoxylaceae. Bases 163 to 1128 code for a protein of 321 amino acids. The record is from RefSeq and is a predicted model, not a curated record. Gene Ontology annotation, biological process: L-proline biosynthetic process. Gene Ontology annotation, molecular function: pyrroline-5-carboxylate reductase activity.